Molecule: messenger RNA, 2027 nt
Organism: Hyposmocoma kahamanoa
Lineage: Eukaryota; Metazoa; Arthropoda; Insecta; Lepidoptera; Cosmopterigidae
Gene: Nfs1
Product: probable cysteine desulfurase, mitochondrial
Exons: 8
Coding region: 32-1399 (455 amino acids)
Biological process (GO): [2Fe-2S] cluster assembly
Cellular component (GO): mitochondrion; cytosol; nucleus
Molecular function (GO): cysteine desulfurase activity; pyridoxal phosphate binding
Source: RefSeq, a predicted model, not a curated record
CGAAAAUAUUUUUUUUGAAAAAAAUUGAAAAAUGUUUCGUUUGGCGAAAAAAUUAUUUCCUGCUGUUUCGAAAAACUUAGCGAGACACACUGGACAGAGUAAUAAAUGCGUCGUAUUGUUAUUACAACACCAAAAGUGUCUCUCAAAUACAGUUGACAUUGAUAAAUACAGCUUAAAACAUGAAGAAUAUGGUCGGCCAUUAUAUUUUGACGCACAAGCGACUACUCCAGUGGACCCAAGAGUGCUUGAUGCUAUGCUGCCAUAUCUAGUCAGUUACCAUGGUAACCCACACUCUCGAACUCAUGCCUAUGGUUGGGAGAGUGAAGCAGCAGUGGAGAAGGCUAGGGAACAAGUUGCCAGCAUCAUUAAUGCUGACCCAAAGGAAAUUAUAUUUACAUCUGGGGCCACAGAGUCAAACAACAUUUCUAUCAAAGGAGUUGCACGGUUCUAUGCACCUAGAAAAAAACAUGUAGUGACUACACAAAUUGAGCACAAAUGUGUAUUAGACUCGUGCCGAGCUUUGGAAGGAGAAGGCUUCAAAAUAACAUACUUACCUGUUGGAUCUAAUGGAUUAAUCAGUUUGACGGAGUUGGAAAAGGUUUUGACACCUGAGACUAGUUUGGUUUCUAUUAUGACUGUCAAUAAUGAAAUAGGCGUUAAGCAGCCUAUCGCAGAAAUUGGCGCGUUAUGUAAAAGCAGAAAGAUAUUUUUCCACACUGAUGCAGCACAAGCUGUAGGGAAGAUACCAUUAGAUGUUAAUGGUAUGAACAUCGACUUGAUGUCAAUUUCUGGUCACAAAAUAUAUGGACCUAAAGGUAUUGGCGCGUUAUAUAUUAGAAGGAGGCCGCGAGUACGUGUGGAACCAAUUCAGAGUGGUGGCGGCCAAGAGAGAGGCAUGAGAAGUGGUACAGUGCCUACACCACUUGUUGUAGGAUUGGGUGCCGCUUGCGAGAUAGCUGAACGUGAAAUGGCCUAUGACCAUGCAUGGAUAGAGAAAUUGUCACAAAGAUUUUUAAACAAGAUCUACUCAAGACUCAAACAUGUCAUAAGGAAUGGUGACCCUGAACAAACAUACCUUGGAUGCAUCAACUUAUCAUUUGCUUAUGUUGAAGGUGAAUCCCUACUGAUGUCGCUAAAAGACGUUGCAUUGUCGAGUGGUUCAGCUUGCACUUCUGCUUCACUAGAGCCGUCAUACGUGCUGAGAGCCAUUGGCACUGAUGAAGAUUUAGCUCACAGUUCAAUAAGAUUUGGCUUGGGUAGAUUUACAACAAUUGAGGAAGUGGAUUACACAGCUGAAAAAACAAUUCGUCAUGUUGAACGUCUUCGUGAAAUGAGCCCUCUAUGGGAAAUGGUACAAGAAGGUGUAGACAUCAAAACUAUCCAAUGGUCUCAACAUUAAAACGGUCACGCCUUUACACUAAAAAUGUAAAUACAUUUUGUUUGUAAUAUCCUUUUAUGCAGGUCAUAUUCACUGAAGGUCAUAUAGACGCACAUUUUUCGUUCUCGCAAAAAAUUCAAUUUUGCUGAAUUGACUACAGUAGACGUUCGAUUGGUCAAAAAAAUUUUAAUUGAUAAAUGGAUAUGUAAAUUAAAGAACCAUUUUAAAGUACAGGUUUGAUAAACAAAAUAUUUAAAUUAUUAAUUUUAUGGUCACGACACAUUUUUUACAUUAGUUGCUGGCAUUGAAAUCAACCAGGAAGGAUAAAAAAUGUUAUUUUGCUAGAAUCAAUAAGUUAACUUCUAGUACAUGUAAAUACAUAUUGUACCGACCCCACCUAGCAUGGGAUAAGGAUAGGAAGAAGAAGAAGACAUGUAAAUAUAACGUAAUUACUUCAGUAAAAAAAAAGUAAUUCAAACAUAUUAACUAGAGCUUUGCUCAAUAAUUAUUAUUUAAUGUGCUCAUGGCGAAUCCGGAGCCUAAAUUGUUGGUGGGCUUGUGAAAGUGAAUUGUGCCCUUUUACAUAAACAAUUUGUGUUUGAACAAAAAUACUUGUCUUGAAGAUCUGGAAUUGAAUAAUUGUUUAAAU